Messenger RNA from Capsaspora owczarzaki ATCC 30864, 732 nucleotides. RefSeq lists its product as hypothetical. The coding region runs from base 48 to 623 and encodes 191 amino acids. The transcript has 6 exons. The record is from RefSeq and is a predicted model, not a curated record. Gene Ontology annotation, cellular component: GINS complex. Lineage: Eukaryota; Filasterea; Ministeriida; Capsasporidae. Gene Ontology annotation, biological process: mitotic DNA replication initiation.
GCCCAAUUUUCAUUCGCGCAUCCACGCCGUCGAUCGAUUCAAACUCAAUGGCGUAUCACGAUAUUGAUGAGAUUCUGAUGGAACAAGAGCUUGUUCCGGUUGCCUUCAAAACGGAGGCGAAAUGGCUCGGUCACCUGGAUCCCGGCUCGGCCUCUCCCGAUCUGCCAGAAGGCGCGCGGCUCGAUAUUCCCUUCUGGAUGGUUGUCAAUCUUCACCACCAAGACGCAAUCGAAGUAUUCGCGCCCAAGCAGUACUCCCAGUCGAGACGGAACGCGCUGAUUGCCGAAGCGACGUCUGUCAAUCUGAACGAGUGGUCUUCGUAUUACUACCGGCUAGGCUUGCGAUUGGAAAACUACUUGUUGGAUGUGGGCUUGAUGCAAGUGCUGCAACAGGCCUUUAUCGAUAGGUAUCGAAAUAUCCUCGAUCUGUCUCAGCAUUCGAUGGAGGAGGACGCUACUGAUGCCACCCGAAGACUGGACUCGCUAGAAAAGAAGCUAUUCAAUGCUGGCCAUGCAGCCGUUGCCGAAUUCCGCAUGUGGAAGCGAAAUGAGCACGGUCGGAUGAGCGCUGCGUCCAUUGUCUCGCAAGGUCGAAAGCGGAAAGCAGAGCGAAGCAACGACUAGUUUGCAUCCAGUUUUUGGUGUUGCCUUGUUGAGAAUGCGUUUUGAUAGACAUGUUUAGUUUUUUUUUGGUUUGUUGUUAACAACUUUGUUUGCUCAAGCUCGUCCAAAC